Molecule: messenger RNA, 1119 nt
Organism: Caenorhabditis bovis
Lineage: Eukaryota; Metazoa; Nematoda; Chromadorea; Rhabditida; Rhabditidae
Source: the annotation of a GenBank genome assembly
AUGGCAGCCCGCAGAGCUUACACCAUCUUCUUCGCCGUUUUGGCCAUUUCGGCUUCAUUCGCCCUCGCCGAAGAGGAAACUGCCAAGAAUGAGACGGCGGUUGCGACAUCUCGUGCCAAGAGACAGUGCUGCUCGUCUUCGUCAAACUCGUGCUGCGGAAACAACAACAACGCCCAGUGUAUUCAAAUCUGCCUCCAGCAAUGCCAGAGCUCCUGCCAAACGUCAACUUGCGUCCAGCAGUGCCAGCCAGCAUGCCAACAACAGUGCGGUGGAAAUCAGCAAGUUAUUCUUCUUCCUCAAACCAACAACUGCAACCAGUGCCAGCAGCAAUGCGUGAGCUCGUGCGCCACAACAAGUUGCGCCCAAAACUGCCAGAACAGCUGCUCCAGCUCGUGCGGAAACUCGGCCCCACAAAUCAUUGUCCUUCAACCACAACAGAACCAGUGCGGAGCUUGCCAAUCGACCUGCCAACAGACCUGCCCAACCUGCAACUGUCAAUCUGCCUGUGCUCCAGCUUGCGGAAACAACAACAACAACAAUCAAAUCAUUGUCGUCCAACAGGAUAGCUCGUGCUCGUCCAACUGCAACAACCAGUGCUCGUCCUCGUGCACCACCCCGAUCUGCAUUCAGUCCUGCCAGUCCUCCUGCCAACAAGCCUGCCAGCCAACCUGCCAGCCACAAUGCAUGCCAUCUUGCUCUUCCAGCUGCACCCAGAACCAAGCGCCAAUUGUGAUCGUUGCUCAACAAGGUGACUCGUGCUCCAACUCGUGCUCGAACCAGUGCCAGUCGGCCUGCCCAACCCCAAUCUGUGUCCAACAAUGCAAUUCGCAAUGCCAAUCGCAAUGCCAGUCCUCGUGCUCCGGAAACAACUGCAACCAGCAGCAAGUCAUUGUUCUCCAACAGCAAGACAACUGCCAGAACUCGUGCCAGAACAGCUGCAUGAACACCUGCCAACAAUCAGCCACCGUUCUCCAGUGCCAGCCGAUCUGCCAACAGACGUGCCAGUCGACUUGCCAACAGGCCGCCCAGAUUGUUGUUCCAUGCCAGACCUCCGGAUCCGGUUGCGGAUGCUCCAGCGGAUACUCGCAAUGCGGAGGAUCGUGCUGCCGUCGUCGUUAA